CACCUUGUAUACUCGACGGGUUGUCCCCAUAUUGCAUUCCCUCUGGUCGCAUGAAGAUGUGGUUGAACGUGGCUCUGAUAGUCAGUGGUAUUCUCCUGGUGAAAUGCGGCACACAGGUUAAGACCGUCCAACUCAAGCCGGUGCCUCUGAAGACUUUACAGGAUGCCACCCCUCCGAAAAUGGCGCCUCAUUUCAUGUUCGACGGCGUUGACGAUGCCUACUUCAACGCGAUAGACGAUCUUCACAAAGGCCAUGGUGACGUUGAAGCUAAAAUCCAGAAGGAGGAAUUGGACGAGUUCCUGGCAACGUAUAACGUCAGAAAGAAAGAGCGUGCCAGCCAUAAACGGACGAAUGAACGUGAUUCAGACAGCAGCACCAAGCGGGACAAACGCUCAGCAAGCCUUGAAGUUCCCCACGGCAACAUUCGUCGCAAGAGAUUCUACGGGACAUGGAUGCUGUGGGAAAAAGGGAUUGUGCCAUAUACAUGGGGCAACAGCACGGCCAAGGAGCAAAAGUCUGCAACAGGAGCUAUGGACAUUCUUCAUAAGUAUACCUGUCUUCGGUUCGUCUUGAGUGACGGUUCUCCUGAUUUCAACAGAAAACUGGGACUUUCUCAUACCACCACUCUAAACUUCAUCCAGCAAGGAUCCCAGGGGUGCUGGUCACGUGUUGGAAAGAAACCGAGCGGCGUUCAGGACAUCAGUGCAUGCAGUAUACUUCUGACAUCCCUCCACGAAAUAUGCCACGCGUUGGGCGCCUUCCAUGAACACAUCAGCUACAAUAGAAAUGGUAACGUUGAGGAGAACCCCCAAAAUAUACAGAAGGGUGCGGAGAACAACUUUGAGAAACGCGAUCCCGCUUACAAGAGCUUAUUCAACACAGACACGUACGAUCUGCAGUCGCUGAUGCACUACGAACCCCACGACUUCUCUUCCAAUGGGCUGCCGACCUUGGACCCUCUGUACCGAGACUUUGCUGAGCCUGCCGAUGACUACUGGCUUCUGAUGAAGGAGACCUCUAAAGUGUACAAGUGUGUAGAAAUGAAAUGUUCUUCAGUCACUCUGAAUUGCGCUAACGAAGGUUAUGUCUCGUACUACGAGGAUAAAUGCCAGUGUGUCUGCCCAGCCGGACUGGACCCCACAACCCAGUGCACAACAGUCAAACCUGGAGAUUGCGGGGGGGUCAUAGAGCUAUCCCGUGACAAGCCGAGGGAAACCAUCCAGUCUCCAGGCUAUAAUUUCCCCGCCCCAUCCUCGUCAGUAUGUACCUGGAUUAUCAAGUCGCCCGGAAAAGUGAUGCUGAAAAUCCAAGACAUGAACCUUGCUGGAUCCACAGACAAAUGUGAAGCUACCCUGCGAAUCCGCCGAAAUCUUCUUGGUCAGUCGGGUACAACGUACUGUGGUAAAGGUUUUGAGAGGUCUAUUUUUUCCACCGGCAACUAUAUGGCAGUUACUCUAUCCACUGAACAGACGUUGACAAGCCUGUUUGUAGCUGCAGCCGAGGCUCUGUUCCCCGAGGACAGCUGCUACAACUGGGAUGAUAGGGGAGAGACCUACAACGCUGAUCUCCAGUUCUCCGAGAAGUACUACAAGUGUGUCAAUUGGUCAGAAGCCACGACCUGUAACCAUAGCCCGUUCUCAAUGACUGCUGACCUGAAGGCUGACUAUACUGGUAACAGCUGCCGCAAUCCCGGUGGGGUCCUCCACAGACCCUGGUGCUACACCGACGUCAAGCCAUCAAGCUGUACCAUCAGAUACUGCGAGCCAUGCCAGAAAGGCGACGUCUACGACGUCUACGACAACUGCGGCGAUAUCUUAAGACGACAUCCCAAGUUCUGUGACGACGAAGAAGCUGAAAAGGGCUGCAGGAAGACGUGUGGUAUUCUGGCGCCAAAGAUUGAGACAGCUAAAUGUGGUUCUCCCCCUCCAAUCAAUGGUGCUCGCCUGACGGUGACACCCGGGGUCAGCUACAACACCAACGACGUCGUCAUAUACCAGUGCCUUGGCGACAGCUCCAAGAUGUCAUCCAGAUGGUGUCUCUCAACUGGUGUGUGGUCCGACCUUCAAGGAGUUUGUGGAGAGUGUGCUGACCAGAAAACCAUGUGUCAAAACCUGCUGAAGAACAACCGCACAAUGUGUUCCACAUCCCAAACUUACAGCAACAAAUACUGUGCUGCAACCUGCGGGAAGUGCGCAGGGUCGAAGGCUACAUGCAGUGUGAAAUCUCCCAAGUCAUCUUCAAGGGCUGUGUUGGUCACUAAAGAUCCGACCGUUAGCCAAGGACAAUUUGUUCAGUAUGAGUGCAGCACAGGAUUCUUCAAACAGUCCGGCGAGACGGAACUCGCAUGUUUGAUGGAUGGGACCUUAUUCGGUGAAAUGCUUGUCUGUGGAGGUGAAAACAAGGAGACACUUCCGGUGAGUGACCUUGAGGUGAAGCAGUACCAGCUCAGCUUCUUGUCAGCCUGGGCGUUCAUUGCUAACACUCCUAACACUAACAUCACAAGGGCCGGAGCUCUGAAAACCUGGUACUUCUACUGUGUCAAGGCUGGCCCGGUCAAGUUGGCAGUGUUUCGAGAUACGUCAGUUGGAGCCUUCGUAGUAGGGGUGACAGAAACAGAAUGCGACGCGGACAGGGUCAACGUGGUGCACCUGAGCGGCCUGAGUGAGAUCUUUGUGGAGGUGAACGACUACAUAGGGGCGCUUGACAUCAACGGGGGAGCACUGACCUACUCAAUGUGCAAUGACAUGUCGUCCAUGACUAGCGUUGUCUUCCUCUUUGACAAAAGCGUGCUGAGAACAAACAAUACGGUCACAUUCGCUUCCUUCCCUGUCUGUGCCUAUGCAGCUCUAAACGCCGACGUUGGGCAGAUAACUUCGUCAGGCUACAGGAUAAUAAAUUACAAAUAUCAGAUUGGAUAACCCAAUCUGUGCGAUGGCUGUCUGGUGGCUGAUAGUUACUCCCUCAAGUUAAUGUAUCAUCACAAGGAAAUAAAACACCAUUGGGUAUAAA
Messenger RNA from Haliotis rufescens (red abalone), 3009 nucleotides. RefSeq lists its product as uncharacterized. Bases 51 to 2918 code for a protein of 955 amino acids. Gene Ontology annotation, biological process: proteolysis. Gene Ontology annotation, molecular function: metalloendopeptidase activity; zinc ion binding. The record is from RefSeq and is a predicted model, not a curated record. The transcript has 23 exons. Lineage: Eukaryota; Metazoa; Mollusca; Gastropoda; Lepetellida; Haliotidae.